AUGGGUUCCUUACCGCGGCUGUCAGUGGUAACCGGCUCAAGAACAAUGGUGCCAGCGGCGCCGUUGCCGAAACAUCUCUCACACUGGGCUAAAAGUGAUAUGACUGCUUUAGUUUUUGCAGAUGAGACUUGCAGCGUUCGCAUCAGCUAUAGUGAACUGGAAGCACGCACCAAUGCUCUAUCUAGGGCUAUUGCUAAACGAGCAAGAGUCUCUGGUGCAAACAGGGAUGGAGAUUACGUUAUCGCUGUCUGCAUGCAGCCUACACAUAACACUAUUAUGGCAUUGCUGGCUACUUGGAAAGCUGGCGCGGCAUAUGUGCCGAUGGAACCCAGUUUCCCUCAAGCAAGGAUAUCACACAUUCUGAAGGAUGCAGAACCAGCACUUGUUAUAUACGAUGAUAUUGCAAAUCCAUCGAUGUUUUCCGCGAGCGGGGUACCGAUUGUUUCCUUCGAUGAGUUGGACGCUGAAGCCAGCGGUUUAUCAGCAGAAUCACCAAGCGAUGGAGAAAGACUUGCUACCCUCAGAACUCAUGCUAUUGCUAUAGUUUUGUAUACGUCUGGUAGCACGGGUAUCCCUAAAGGGGUCCGUCUACCCUACUCGGCCAUCUGCAAUCGCCUUUGGUGGCAAUUCCGGACAUUCCCUUAUUCCAACACAGAGGUCAAUUGUGUCUGGAAAACUGCAUUGACUUUCGUCGAUUCAGUAUGCGAAAUCUGGGGCCCUCUGUUACAUGGAAGGACUUUGGUCAUAUUGCCUAGAGAAACCACAAGAGAUCCACAAAAAUUGGUGCGAGUGUUACAUGAGAAUCAGGUGCAACGUCUAGUUCUCGUGCCAACACUUCUGCGUUCUAUUCUUAUGUACCUUUCUCUGGAACCUUCAAAAAGACCUUUGGAAAAUCUUAAACUAUGGGUAUGUUCCGGAGAAACCCUUAGCAAAGAGUUAACGUUAAAAUUCUUCCAAUAUUUUGGGGAUCAUAGCGGUUACAAGCUGGCAAACUUCUACGGUAGUACUGAGGUCAUGGGAGAUGUGACGUACUAUGUCCUGGAGAAUAGUGAACAGUUGGAUAUCCAUAAUACGAUACCUAUAGGGACACCACUUGACAAUUGCAGCGUAUACCUCCUUGAUGAGGAAAUGACUCCGGUGCGCGAACAUGAGCCAGGAGAAGUUUGGGUGGCGGGAUUGAACCUGGCUGCAGGCUACGUAGGGGCGCAGGGCGCGGACAAGUUCUGCGACAACCCUCAUGCAGAUCACACUGAUUUCAGCAGGCUUUAUCGUACUGGAGAUUUCGGUAUUCUGAACAAGGGUGUGAUCUUGUAUGCUGGCCGUACUGAUUCUCAAGUCAAGAUUCGUGGCCACAGGGUAGAUCUGCAGGAAGUCGAUCGGGCAGUCAGCGCUAUUAAUGAAAUUGACAAAUGUGUUGUGCUCUGCUAUGGACUGGACAUUGGCAACCCUGAGAUCUUAGCAUUUGUGACUGUUACACCAGAAGCUAGACUUUCAGCUCAACAUAUUGAAGCGAAAUUGGAAAACUCACUUACACACUACAUGAUACCGCAAGUGAUCGUGAUCGAAAAUAUUCCAUUAUUAGUAAAUGGAAAAGUGGACCGACAAGCGCUUCUGAAGAUGUAUGAAAACACCAACAAUAAUGAUGACUCCAGUAUUCCUUUGGAAAUGGACUACACCGGGGUAGAACCUGAAGCACUGGAAACAGCACGAGUACUUUUCGAGACGGUUGUUGAAGUUCUAGGCCGAGCCGUCAGAGGAGCGUUAUCAGUAAGGGUUGGAUUCUACGAGUUAGGCGGCAAUUCUCUGAACUCAAUUUACACGAUCACAAGACUUCGUGACAAGGGAUAUUAUAUUGAAAUCAGCGACUUUCUCGGCGCUUCCAAUCUUGGAGAGGUCCUAUCUCUGAUCAGCACAAGUCCCGACAAUGUGAAAGAAAUCAACGAACCCAAGUUCACCCCUGAACCAAUGAGAGACGAGGAUAAGCAACAAGUUAUAGAUAUGAUUGUGUCCUCGUUCUACGAGAAAGCUGAGCUCGAGCAAUUCUUGAAACAUGAGAUAGACACAGUGGAUUAUGCGCACUGUAUUGAAGCUUGCUGGGUCGCGCUUCUGCAGGCUAGACUGAGCGUAGUUUUGAAAGAUGCGAGUGGCAGUCCUGUGGCUGUAGCCCUGAAUUUCGAUGCACGCGACGAGCCAGAGAUUGAGCUGGCAGGUGGGCUGGCCAAGAUCAUGGCCUUCUUAGAGUUCGUUGAAGGCUCAGUAAGAGACACUAUGCUGCCUGAUGGGAAAGGAGCCAUACUUCACUCUUUUAUGAUGGCCACAGCAUCGACCCUAACUCCCAGAGAAAACGUAGCAGCCAUCCGGGCUUUAGAGCAUGCUACUAUGCGUGUAGCUAGGGAACGUCGAUUCCAGGGAGUGUUCACUACAAACACUAGCCCACUCACACAGCAACUUGGUACUGACGUGCUCGGUUUCCAAACACUUUUGGACUACCAAAUCAACCAAUAUGUGGACGCCAACGGAGACAGGAUAUUCGGGAAGGCCCCAGACGACAUGAGGGCAAUCGUGUGCUGGAAACCUGUGGACUGA
Molecule: messenger RNA, 2586 nt
Organism: Diatraea saccharalis (sugarcane borer)
Lineage: Eukaryota; Metazoa; Arthropoda; Insecta; Lepidoptera; Crambidae
Source: the annotation of a GenBank genome assembly